This is a messenger RNA of Aricia agestis (brown argus), 731 nucleotides long. RefSeq lists its product as uncharacterized. Bases 8 to 637 code for a protein of 209 amino acids. The transcript has 2 exons. NCBI's taxonomy places the organism in Eukaryota, Metazoa, Arthropoda, Insecta, Lepidoptera, Lycaenidae. The record is from RefSeq and is a predicted model, not a curated record.
UAUUACAAUGUUCUUGCAUUAUCCGACCGAGUGUAGGACCACUCAGUGCCUCAAUAUGAUGUAUUACGUACUAUUGGGUUUCGUCACCAUCGCGGCCGCCUACCCCGGCAUCAUCCACCAGCAGGAGGAGCCGAUAGAGCACCAGGCCCUCAUCGGGGAGUCCGGACACCACCACCAUGUGGAGCACGAGCACGCCAAGUCCCACCAGUCCAUCAAGUUCGAGCACUUCCAUCCAGUACCAGUAUACGUGAAAAAGGAGCACAGCCAUCUCCUCCACCAUCCGCUCGAAAAGGGAAAAUCCGAGCUUGAACUGAAGCAGAUUCAUCCCGAGACUCAACACAACCACGGCGGCGGCCUGGUAUUGGAGGACCACAGGCUGGACACCGAGCACCUCGCCAGCUACGGCCACGAGGGUCUCGGUCACGGCAUCGGGUUGGAGCACGGUCUGGAGGGUGGUUUCGAGCAGCAGCUUGGGCACGGGUUAGAACAGGGAGGCUACGAGCAUGGAGGAUAUGAGCAGUUCGCCGGUAGCUACGGCGGCGAGGGCAUCAAGGCCUACGGUGAAUUAGAACACGCUGAGCCCCAAGGCAACUACUACGAGCAAGGAAGCAGCGGGGAAUACAACUACCAGCAUUAGAGUUAAGACUAAAGGUAAAAGUUGGAAGCUGACUACAUGAAGCGUCAGCAGACGACGUGUCAUCGCGACACUACUGGUUUCUAUGUAUUUCUAU